CUUGCGGUCCUGCCGGAGGGGGCAUCAGCUCGGUAUAAUGGGGAUAGGGUUAUGCGGUGACUCGAAAAGGAAGGGUCUUGUAAUGGGAGUUUUCGCACUAUAAUCACACAGAGAGUGGCGCAACAUGGAAGCAGAACUCUACUUCCUGAUCGCCAGGUUUCUGCAAUCUGGUCCAUGUAGGAGAUCAGCACAGGUGCUGGCGGAGGAACUGGAACAGCACCAGCUUAUUCCUCAUCGCCUUGACUGGGAAGGGAAGAAGCACCGGAGAACCUUCGAGGACCUGGUGGCUGCCAAUGCUCACAUCCCCCCAGACUACCUGCUUAAAAUUUGUGAGCGCAUUGGACCUAUUUUAGAUCAGGAGAUCCCACAGAGUGUGCAUGGGGUGAGGAGUCUCCUGGGAGUAGGAAAACAAUCUCUUUUGAGAAGGGCAAAAGAUUCCAAGCAUACACAAUGGAAAGGAUCUGCAUUUGCGGCUUUGCACAGGGGAAGGCCACCAGAACUCCCAGUCAGUUAUGGACAACCGCUCAGCCUUGUAAAUAUUACAUAUUCCAGAGUACUAUCUGGCUGUACACGUUUCAACUAUAUAUUCCCAACUUCAACUUACCAGCAUAUAAAAAUGCACAAGAGGAUUCUGGGCCACUUAUCCUCUGUAUACUGCGUGGCUUUCGAUCGCAGCGGGAGGCGUAUAUUCACAGGUUCAGAUGACUGUUUAGUAAAAAUAUGGGCCACUGAUGAUGGCCGUCUCCUUUCCACAUUACGAGGACAUUCAGCAGAAAUUUCAGAUAUGGCUGUGAAUUUUGAGAACACUCUUCUUGCUGCUGGAAGCUGUGACAAAGUGAUCCGUGUUUGGUGUCUUCGCACUUGUGCACCUGUGGCAGUUCUACAGGGCCAUACAGCUUCCAUCACCUCCAUACAGUUUUGUCCUGCAUCAAAAGGAAAAAUUAGAUACCUCACUUCUACUGGUGCUGAUGGGACUAUCUGUUUUUGGCAGUGGCAUGCAGACUCCCUAAAAUUUAAUGACCGGCCUGUGAAGUUCGCAGAACGAUCUAGACCUGGUGUUCAGAUAUCCUGUUCAUCCUUCAGUUCAGGUGGCAUGUUUAUUGCUACUGGCAGCACUGACCAUGUUAUUAGAGUCUAUUACUUGGGAGGUGAUUCACCUGAAAAGAUUGCAGAACUGGAGUCUCAUAUGGAUAAAGUUGUUGCUAUUCAAUUUUGCAAUAAUGGAGACCGCUUAUGCUUUGUCAGUGCUAGCAGAGAUGGAACUGGACGGAUUUGGCAAUUUCAGGAGCAGGAAUGGAAAGAAAUAAUUCUUGAUAUGACCGUCAAGAUGGCUGGGAGCAGUGUUACAAGUACAGAAGAUAAAAUGCCAAAACUCAAAGUUACAAUGGUAGCCUGGGACCGAUCUGACUCAACAGUCAUUACUGCUGUGAAUAAUUUUCUUUUAAAAGUGUGGAAUUCUCGGACUGGACAGCUUCUUCACAUUUUGUCUGGUCAUGAUGAUGAAGUGUUUGUUUUGGAAGCUCAUCCAUUUGAUCCUCGGAUUUUACUCUCUGCCGGACAUGAUGGUAACAUUUUUGUUUGGGAUCUAGAGAAAGGAACCAAAAUUCGGAAUUACUUUAACAUGAUUGAAGGUCAAGGGCAUGGUGCAGUAUUUGACUGUAAAUUCUCACCAGAUGGACAACAUUUUGCCUGCACAGAUUCUCAUGGUCAUGUUUUGCUUUUUGGUUUUGGGUGCAGUAAAAUUUAUGAGAAGAUUCCAGAGCAGAUGUUCUUCCAUACAGAUUUUCGGCCAUUAAUCAGGGAUUCUAAUAAUUAUGUUUUGGAUGAGCAAACUCAGCAGGCUCCACACCUCAUGCCACCCCCAUUUCUUGUGGAUGUAGAUGGCAAUCCACACCCAACAGAUCUCCAGAGACUUGUACCAGGUCGUGAAAACUGCAAGGAUGAACAGCUCAUACCACAACUGGGAUAUAUAUCAAAUGGCAAUGGUGAUGUGGUGGAGCAAGUGAUAGGCCAGCAGACCAGCAAUCAGGAUGAAAGUGUCCUUGAUGGCAUGAUAAGAGAACUACAGAGAGAACAAGACCAGAGAGGUACAAAUGACUUGGAAGCUGUGCUCAAUCCACCAUAUAACAGAAUGAACUCUGGAAAUGGAUUUCAGAGAAGUGUAAGUUUGGAUUUAAGCUCUCCUCCCAAUGUUGGGCUGCGUCGAAGUGGCCAAAUUGAAGGUGUCCGACAAAUGCAUCUUAAUGCUCCUCGAAGCCAAAUUGCUACUGAGAGGGAUCUCAUGGCCUGGAGCAGACGGGUGUUAGUAAAUGAGCUAAAUCCUGGUGUUUGCAGAGUUCAAGAGGAAUGCAGGGCUGCCAAAGGUGACAUUGAAAUUCAGCUAUACACCACAGAAAAAAAAAGAAAACCAUCUCAGCCUACGCAAAGGAGUGAACAUCAAAUCUUCAGUGGGCGAUCGUUAAGGAAAAUCCAGCGCAAACGCCAACACGCCUACCAGACCCGUUCUACAAUUGAGCAUAAUACACAGAGCAACACUCCAAGUACGAAUGAAGAAGAUACACAAAGUUCCAGAGAGGAUGAGGAAUCCCGGCAUUCUAGUGUGGGUUCUGCAAAUGAAACCGCAGCAACAUGGCAGACUGAGAGCUCGUCCAGUGAGUCUUCAAGCGACUAUUCAGACUGGACUGCAGAUGCUGGGAUUAAUCUUCAACCUCCCAAAAGGAAGACAAGGCAGACAACACGGAGAAUGUGUAGCAGCUCUGAAGAGGAGAACGGCAAAGAGGAUGGAAAACAACGGAAACGCAAACAAUUAAGAAGAAAGAAAAAGGGCGAUCUUCUGUCAAUGGAAGGCGAGCCAAGUGAAGAAUGGCUUCCUCCUGCAUGGAUUUUGGACACCAUACCACGCCGUUCCCCAUUUGUCCCACAAAUGGGAGAUGAGGUUAUUUAUUUCAGGCAAGGCCAUGAAGCCUAUAUACGCGCUAUUAAGAGGGCAAAAACCUACAAUGUUAGUCUACAAAAGCAGCCAUGGAACAAAACAGAGCUCAGGGAACAAGAAAUUGUGAAAAUCGUGGGAAUUAAGUAUGAAGUUGGGCCACCCACCCUUUGCUGCUUAAAACUUGCUUUUUUGGAUCCAAAUUCUGGCAAAAUGAGUGGAGAAUCAUUCUCUGUGAAAUAUCAUGACAUGCCUGAUGUGAUAGACUUCCUCGUCCUCUAUCAGUUCUAUAAAGAAGCAAAGGAUAGGAAUUGGCAAAUAGGAGAUCGGUUUCGUAGUAUCAUCGAUGAUGCUUGGUGGUUUGGUACUGUGGAGAACCAGCAGCCUUUCCAAAGAGAAUACCCAGACAGCUCGUUCCAGUGCUACAGUGUUCAUUGGGAUAAUAACGAAAGAGAAAACAUGAGCCCGUGGGACAUGGAGCCAGUACCAGAUGGGAUAGCUUUCCCCGAUGAUGUUGGCGCUGGCAUUCCUGUUACUGCUGAAGAAUUGAAAGCUUUGCAAUAUAAACCAGAGGAAGGAGAGUGGGGAAUGAACUCAAGAGAUGAAGUGUGUGAGAGAGUCAUUCAAGGAAUUGAUCAGAUCCUUACUCUUGACUUUGCCAGCCCAUUCAGUGCUCCAGUCGACCUUAGUGCCUAUCCCUUGUAUUGCACUGUUGUUGCUUAUCCAACUGAUCUCGGUACUGUACGAAAAAGAUUGGAGAGUCGCUUUUACAGGAGAAUAUCUGCUUUAAUAUGGGAAGUUCGUUAUAUUGAACACAAUGCUAGGACAUUUAAUGAACCUGACAGUCCAAUUGUCAAAGCUGCAAAAAUUGUGACCGAUGUGGUGUUGCGCUUUAUUGGGGACAAUAAUUGUACUGAUAUAUUGGAACUUUAUAACCAGGUUAAGGCAGAAGACAUCAGUAAUACAGAGGGAGAGGAGGAGAAUAAUGCAUCUAUUGAUAUGGAGUCUGAUGUACCUGGGACAUCCUCUAGACAAGCUGUAACCCGGCAUUCUAAAAGACAACAGCUGAUGGCCAAUCCAAAUGUAUGGAAGGAGAAAUGCAAAGAACUGUUGGACCUAAUUUAUGAACGUGAAGAUUCUGAACCAUUUAGGCAACCAGUUAAUCGUCACUCAUAUCCUGAUUAUCAGGAUAUCAUUGAGAGCCCAAUGGACUUCAGUGCUGUGAAAACAACUCUUGAAGCUGGAAAUUACAAUGACCCCUUGGAGUUUGGCAGAGAUGUGCGUCUCAUUUUUAGUAACUCCAAAGCAUACACUCCUAACAAAAAAUCUAGGAUCUACAGUAUGACACUUAGGUUAUCUGCUUUAUGUGAGACCUACAUAAAAAAUAUUUUAUCGGACUACGAUUUAGCCAUGCAACUCCAGCAGCAGAAGAGGCGAAAAUAUCGGAAAAGAAUACGUAGCAGCAGCAGUAGUUCUAGCUCCAGCAAGCAAAUCAUUACUCGGUCUAGGAGUAACUCCUCUUCUCAAAUGUCUGAUGAGGCAGUGGAGCCUGAUAAUAUAAUCCCAGAUGAACAAAUGGAUGAAGAGCCAUCCUUAUCUACACCACCUGACCUAAACAGAAAUGAAAGAGAGCUUGAGGAAACUAGUGGUGGUAAGACUAAACGCUCUCCUGUGAAAGCUGAACAUACCAAUGGUCCUCUUAUAAAUGGAGAUAAUGCAGAUACCCCCAAAUCCAGAAGAAGAUUGCUAAGUACUUCUGAAGAUGAAAGUAUGGGCGAAGAUGCAGUAAAAAUACCGGCUAAUCCAGAAAGAGAUCAAGGUUCAAUGUCAUCCUCUGAAAACGAAGAUUCAGAAUCAAGUUUAAGCUCGAAUAGUGACUCUGAGUCUAGUUCAGAUUCUGAGUCCUCUUCCAAGUCAGAUCAGGAUUAUAUUGAAGGAGACCAUGAUUACACUAAAGUGGCACGAGCAAAACUUAAAAAAAAGCUGGUUGGUAAAUCUAAAGAGAAAAGCAAAGGAAGAGGUAAAGGUAGAGGAAGGGGUCGAGGAAGGGGGCGUCCAAAAGGAUAUGGUCGUGGAAAAAGUGUAGUAAACAAAAAAGGGAAGGGACGUGGUCGUGGAAGAGGGACAUUAAAUAAAGGCCCUUCUAGAGAUCCAGGUUUGAAACAUGCACAGUUAACAGAUGAUGAUGAUGCUGACAAUGACGAUGAGGAAGAUGAUGAUGAUGAUGAGGAAGAAGAUGAGGAAAGUGAUUUUGUAGAGCAUUUGCGUAAAAAGCCUAGGAUUAACACCAGAAAUCAGGGCAGAAGAACAGUUUUAUACAAUGAUGAUUCAGACAAUGAACAUGAAAGUGUGUUGCAUUUUGAUGACCCUUUGAACCUUGGAACUUCUAGGUCUGGAAGGGUGCGUAAAAUGACAGAAAAAGCCAGAGUGAGUCAUCUUAUGGGAUGGAAUGGAUAACCAAAUGUAUGAAUCAUCUGAGUGGAUUAUAAAUAAACUUUUAUUAUUUUAGAAAGGGGUCUUCUGCAGGGAUUUUACAGAACAAAGUCCUAAUAGGAUAUUUGUGGAACUGUUUGCUCUUUAUGGUGGUGCUUUUUUGAUGCAAUUGUAAAUAUGUUAGUAAAUUAAGGCCAGCCUUAUUUAUUAGGUCUUAAGAUUUGACUUUACAGCCACAAAAUGCAACACUACACAUCUAAGGGUGCAGCUUCCAAUCCAAUGAGUGGCAUGAAACCUUUUUAAAAUCAUGGUUGUAGCUUUUGUGUAUGUAUUACAGAGUAAGCACCUUUUUUAAAGAGAUUUUAUAUGUUUUUGUGAAUUUAUGCUUCAUAUACAGUAAAUAAUUUUUGCACAAGAUACCAACCCUGAUGGCAGCUAUUAAAUGUUUACAGUUUAUAAAUUUAAGUAUCUCCAUAAAGUUACUCUGCCAAUGCCAAAUUAUCGUUAUGUGGGUUAUACUAAACUAGAUCUGUUAGGUGUAAGCUGGGGCUCGAUCCACUUUUUUCAGUAUUUAUUUAACAUUUUUCAUUUUUAAAAGAAAUCUGUGUAAGCUUAAAAUAGCAUUGGUGCCUUUGUAAAUAUUAAUCAAUUUUUCCUCUUUUGUGUCAUAAUCUUAGCACCAAAAGUAUGAAGCCUGUUAACUGGCAGAAUCUGUCAAAUCUACUUUAAAUGUUUUUUUCUACGUAUUGUAGUUCCAUAUAAAUUGGUGGUUAAAUUGGUCAUUUUUUUUACAACAGCCCAGCUACCUCUUAAGUAUUGCUAGAAAUGGGGAAGGUAAUUGUAGAUGCUAAAUGAAUUUAGUUUUUUUAAUUGCUAUAAAAACAGAUGGUUACUAAAAUAGGCUGGUAUUUGUUCCUAUACUAAUAUAAAAACUUGAUAUAUUGUGAAAAAUAGGUUUAUAGCUGGUUUAGUUUGGGAUUGUUGAAAGGAAUAGCCAGCUGGUGCUGUAUUAUUCAACUUUUUUAAUUUAUUUUUUUUAAUGCCCAUAAUUGUGUUUGCAACAUUUUUGUUCCUUUUUAAUGUAGUAGCAGAACUCUAUAAUGUAUCAAUGUGGGUAUUUUCUUUUACUGUAAAAUGAGUGUUAAACCUAUGCUUCAUUCCUAUAUGUUGUUCAGCAGUGAGUGUUUGUAGAUUCCAUACAAUUGGCAUUUUUAUCAAUGUUGGGUUCAAAAUAAUUCACUAUGGUGCAUCAAUUGGGAUAACCUAAAGUGCCCAACUUACCACUGAUGUUUUCUUAGUAGAAGACUGAAUCAGGACCACACUAAAACUAAUAGUGUUAAACAAAGAAAAAGAAAGAAUAAAUGUUUGUUUUUACUAUGUAUAGUUGACCGUUCAUUAACCAUCAAGUUAGAGAUAAAAUAAAACCCUUUUUUCAUUUUUA
This is a messenger RNA of Bombina bombina (fire-bellied toad), 6803 nucleotides long. RefSeq names its product bromodomain and WD repeat domain containing 3 (gene BRWD3). The coding region runs from base 125 to 5386 and encodes 1753 amino acids. Lineage: Eukaryota; Metazoa; Chordata; Amphibia; Anura; Bombinatoridae. Gene Ontology annotation, molecular function: protein binding. Gene Ontology annotation, biological process: regulation of transcription by RNA polymerase II; regulation of cell shape; cytoskeleton organization. Gene Ontology annotation, cellular component: nucleus. The transcript is spliced from 40 exons. The record is from RefSeq and is a predicted model, not a curated record.